GAUGUAUAUCAUCUGCUCUAUUCUAUCAGUUUUUAUAGCGAAGCAUCGUCGGAGAAACAAGAUCGCAGGUAUCUUCCAAUCAUGCAGUUUACUAGGACUGCACUUGAUUCGUUCACUUCCCGAGGACAUUGUCCUAGUGCAUCGUCAAUCAUCCUCUUUUGCUUCUGCAGUUUCACCACUCUACAGUUGACUCUAUUCUUUCUGCAAUGUUAUGGAGAAAUCCGCCCUGCAAUUGUCUCCUACCUUCUGGGACUCAAAAACUGCUUGCUAUGCGAU
This is a messenger RNA of Periconia digitata, 276 nucleotides long. Lineage: Eukaryota; Fungi; Ascomycota; Dothideomycetes; Pleosporales; Periconiaceae. The record is from the annotation of a GenBank genome assembly.